This is a messenger RNA of Heterostelium album PN500, 813 nucleotides long. It is a transcript of the gene ppp4C, whose product is annotated as serine/threonine-protein phosphatase. The coding region runs from base 1 to 813 and encodes 270 amino acids. Gene Ontology annotation, biological process: peptidyl-serine dephosphorylation; double-strand break repair via homologous recombination. Lineage: Eukaryota; Evosea; Eumycetozoa; Acytosteliales; Acytosteliaceae. Gene Ontology annotation, cellular component: cytoplasm; nucleus. The record is from RefSeq and is a predicted model, not a curated record. Gene Ontology annotation, molecular function: protein serine/threonine phosphatase activity. The transcript has 4 exons.
AUGUCAUCCGAUUUAGAUCGACAAAUCGAACAAUUAAAGAGAUGUGAGAUCAUCAAGGAAUCUGAGGUUAGAGCACUUUGUGCAAAGGCACGUGAAAUCUUAUUGGAAGAAGGAAAUGUUCAAAGAGUAGAUUCCCCUGUUACUAUUUGUGGUGAUAUUCAUGGUCAAUUCUAUGAUUUGAAAGAGUUGUUCAAGGUUGGAGGUGAUUGCCCUCAGACCAACUAUUUGUUUAUGGGUGACUUUGUCGACAGAGGAUUUUACAGUGUAGAGACAUUCCUUUUGUUGUUGGCACUCAAAGUAAGAUAUCCAGAUAGAAUCACUUUGAUUAGAGGCAAUCAUGAGUCAAGACAGAUCACACAGGUGUACGGAUUCUAUGAGGAGUGCGUAAGAAAAUACGGUUCAGUCACCGUUUGGCGAUAUUGUACAGAGAUUUUCGAUUAUCUAUCACUCUCUGCUUUGGUAGAUGGAAAGAUAUUUUGUGUACACGGUGGUCUUUCACCAUCAAUUAAUACUUUAGAUCAAAUUAGAGCUAUCGAUAGAAAACAAGAGGUACCACACGAAGGUCCAAUGUGUGAUCUGAUGUGGUCCGAUCCAGAGGAUAUUCCAGGUUGGAACAGCAGUCCACGUGGUGCUGGUUAUUUGUUUGGUGAAGAUAUCGUUCAGAAAUUCAAUCAUGAUAAUAAUUUAGAGUUUAUAUGUAGAGCACAUCAGCUAGUAAUGGAAGGUUAUAAAUAUAUGUUUAAUGAAACUCUGGUCACCGUUUGGUCUGCUCCAAACUAUUGUUAUAGAUGCAUGUUUGUUAGAGAAUUAUAA